GUUAUUGUUUAUUCCACGGGAAGCGACUUAGUGUAUUAAUAGUAGUAGUUUGACGAAAUUGUGAAAUAUAUAUGGAUAAGAAGGCCGGUAAUAGUUGCUUCUCGUUUAACCCGCAGUUCUAAAAUCCUUAAGAGGAUUUUGUAUUAAUAAAAUUAAGACACAAGCCUUGCAUAACUCUAUGCAGAAUCCGUAAUUGCUUUUGUGUCCAUUUGUUUUUCAAUUCUCCGUUUUCGAAUGGCUUACCAGCAUCCUGCAGCCCAAUUAAUAUCACGAAGUCUAGCUGGCCUAAUGGACACUGCUGCAGCUCACACAAGGACACACGGGCGCAAGUAUGCCCAAGGAACGCAACCCUUCACUGUACUUAUUGAGGGCAAUAUUGGCAGUGGAAAAACCACAUUUCUGAAUCAUUUUGAUAAGUAUCGGGACGAGGUUUGCCUGCUAACCGAACCUGUGGAGAAAUGGCGCAAUGUGAAUGGAGUUAAUCUUCUCGAGCUAAUGUACAAGGAGCCCAAGAAAUGGGCAAUGCCUUUUCAGUCUUAUGUCACGCUGACCAUGCUGCAGGCCCACACACAGAUCACUGACAAAAAGCUGAAAAUAAUGGAGCGCUCCAUUUAUAGCGCGCGGUAUUGCUUUGUCGAGAACAUGUUCCGCAAUGGUUCUCUAGAGCAGGGGAUGUACAAUACCCUGCAAGAAUGGUACAAGUUCAUCGAACAGUCUAUUCACGUGCAAGCAGAUCUCAUAAUCUACCUUAGAACCUCUCCCGAAGUGGUUUACGAACGUAUGCGUCAACGUGCACGUUCUGAAGAGAGCUGCAUACCCCUUAAAUAUCUCCAGGAGUUGCAUGAGUCACACGAGGAUUGGCUUAUACAUCAGAGGCGCCCACAGACUUGCAAGGUUUUGGUCUUGGAUGCCGACUUAAAUUUGGAGAAUAUUUUGAGUGAAUACCAAAGGUCAGAGACAAGCAUAUUUGAUGCCAUCUCAGGAGCUCAUCAGCAUCAACCAUCGCCAGUCUUGGUGUCGCCCAGCAAGCGAGAGAGAAUGUCCAGAUAAUACUUUUAUAUCAUACCACAUUAGAGGCACGCGCCGCUUGCGAUUUAGCUGAAUAUUAAUAAUAAGUUUAAAUACAUUUAUAUCAUUUAGUCCGGACAAUGUUGUAAAGGUCGUCAAAGUGGCAAGAACACUUAAGGCAAUAGCAUUUGACACACUAUUAACUAACUACUUCUAUAAUUUUAGACAAAAAUUAUAUAUCCUCUUUAACUGUAUUUUUAGUAUGUAAUUGAUCAAAUUGUAAUAAUGUGAAUGUCCAAUACACUUACUUGAGAACCAA
Molecule: messenger RNA, 1327 nt
Organism: Drosophila willistoni
Lineage: Eukaryota; Metazoa; Arthropoda; Insecta; Diptera; Drosophilidae
Product: deoxynucleoside kinase
Exons: 4
Coding region: 235-1050 (271 amino acids)
Biological process (GO): nucleobase-containing compound metabolic process
Cellular component (GO): cytoplasm; mitochondrion
Molecular function (GO): ATP binding; deoxynucleoside kinase activity
Source: RefSeq, a predicted model, not a curated record